This is a messenger RNA of Tetrahymena thermophila SB210, 4728 nucleotides long. RefSeq lists its product as hypothetical. The record is from RefSeq and is a predicted model, not a curated record. NCBI's taxonomy places the organism in Eukaryota, Ciliophora, Oligohymenophorea, Hymenostomatida, Tetrahymenidae. The transcript has 4 exons.
AUGGAUGAAAUUUAUUAGCUAGUUAGAAUAAGAAUAAGCAAAGUUCAUGAGCUAAAUAAAGUUUUAUCAACUUAAAAUGAAUAGCUUAAAGUAGAAGACAUCCGUAAAGCUAAAGAAGAUGAAAAAUUUAGAACAGAAAAAGAAAAUUGGAUACUUAACGUGUUAAAAGCUUUAAAAGACUAUACUUUUGAAUAAAAACAGAUAUUAUGCGAAAAAUCACUUGAUAUAAUGAAACUAAUUUGGCCAGAAUUUCAAUUAAAAAGCACACUUCAGUAUGAUGAAGAUUUCAAUAAAAGAUUUUUAGAUAUAUAUUUAAAAAUUUUUACUGAGUUUUUUUCUCCUUUUGAACAAGCAUAUGAAUUUAGAUUAACUCUUCGUUAAGUUGCAAGAUCUAAUAAUAUUUCAAUUGUGCCUGAUAUGUUGAAAUACUUAGUAGAGUUCUCUAGAGAUUAUUUUAAAAAAUUUAUGAUAUAUUUAUCAAUACAAAGAAAUAAGCAGACAGGAAGUAAUUAACAAGGAGGAAUAUAGUAAACGCAAAAUAGUUAAAAUAAUAAUUAAAAUUCAAUAAACAAUCAAAAUAAUACCUAUUAACCAACCAAGUAAAAUUAAAGGUCAAAAUCCUAAAUUCCUUGUACUAAUUACUCUGAUAAUUAACAUUCUAGUCUUAAAAUAUAACUUUCAAAAGUUGGAGCUGUUAUUUAAAACAAUAUCAAUGAAACAGAAAACAAAAUUUCUUAACUCUCUUCUAAAGCAGAAUCUUAUGAUAAUAAUAAUAAUAUUAUCUUAAAAAAAAAAUCAAUUUCUCUUACCAAAUAAAAUGAAGAUAUUAAGCUUAUUGGAAACAUUUUAAAAUAGUUUAAUGAUGACCAAGCAUAGCAGCAAAUACCUAAAACUGAUUUAAUUUAUGCAAAAGAAGAAGAAUAGUAAAAGGAAAACGAACUUUCUUGUAAAAAUAGUGUAAAAGAUAACUACAUUGAUUUUAAAGAAAUUUAGAAUUCUAAACAAGUCAACAACGAAAAUGAAAAUAAAAGAAGAAAGAGCUUAUUAGCAAAACAAGUCCAGUAGCAAGCUAGUUCUCCACUAAAAUUAAUAUAAAAUAAAAAAUCUAUUCCAACUGAAGGUCCUUUUUAAGAUGAAAAAAUAUCUCCUAGACAAACUCCUAUGAAUAUUAGUAAUGCCAGAUCACCUCUAAGAUAAAGGCUAAACAAUUAAGGAAAUCCUAGUACUUAGCAAGUUUAAUCCAAUUUAAUUUAUAAUCCUUCAAUAAAAAAAAGUGACCUCUCAGUCUUUCCUUCUACUCUUUAGAUAUCAUGGUUUGUGUCAAAAGAGAAAGAAAUGAAGAUAACAAAACAAACAAAUGUUAAUUCUGUGAUAUCAGAUAUAGAUUUUUCAAAUAUUUAGACUUUCAAUGAGAAAAUGAAGAGAGCAAAAGGAGUUGAUGAUAUAAAAUUAGUAUACAUUUAAAUAUACGAAUAAUCUAAGCAGAGAAAUCUAUAUAUAAAUAGCACUGUUUAGAAUUAUAAUGAUAAAUAUAGAAACAAGUUUCCUAAAAAAAUAAAAUAAGUAAAUGAAGAAAGAGAUAAAGAAGAUAGAGAGUUAUAUGCUAAUACUAUUUAUUAAUCUUCUAUUUUUUAAUAAUAUUUCUUUUCAUAAAAUGAGGAUUUAUUAAAUUUUUAGAAGAAGGGAGAUUUGGGAAAUUUCUCAUAAGUUGCUACUUAAAAGAUGUUUAUAGUUAAAUCAGCUGCUACUAAAAAUAGGAAAUAUAAUUCACAAGUACUUACUCCACCUCCUAGUUAUAUUUAAAAUUCUACUUUAUAUAUGAACAGUAGUUAGAAAACAAAUAAUUCAAUAAAUGUAAAUAAUUAAAUUACAAAUCAAUAAUAAAUAUCAAACAAUGCAACACCUUUACAAUAAGCGUCAUAAUCAAUAAAUAGUUAAUAAAAUUAAAUCCUAAACAAUAACAUUUAUAAUAAUUCAAAUGUCAGUAAACCUAAAACCGUCUCCUGCUUAAACUAAGUACAAACUUAUUCUUCUACAGUGUAAUAAUAACAGAGAGCAUUCUCGCCUUCUAAAUAUCAUAAAAUAGAUCAUACAAAUUUACAAAAUAAACUAAAAAUUAUUAGGUUAACUAAUUCUAGAUGCAACUCUGCUCUUAUGAGACCUAAAAUAAGCCAAAAUAAUUAAAAUUUAGAAACAAAUAAUUUGGUUCCUAUUGAAACUUUAAAUAAUUUUGAAGAAAAGUAAACAGAAAUAAUACCAAAUAGUUGUCAUGAAAUAAAGAUAUCAUAAAGAAACUGUGAUCAAUCAACUACAGACUAAUCUUAAACAUUAAGAUAAAAAUCUAACAGUGUUUUGCAUACUAAUAAAUAAUCAACUGAUAUUUAGCAAUCAUUUCUAGGAGAUACUAUUUUGCAAACUUAAUAGUCAAGAAACGAUUAUUGUAUAUAGGGAACAGACUUCAUUAUUAAAACUUAAAGUUUUUAAGAGUUAGAUGAUGAAGUAGAUGAUAAAAAGUUUAAUGAGGAAAAUUCAGUUAUGGAAGCAAGCUUUUGUCAAUAAAACACAAAUUCAAAAUAAAAUUCAACAAAAAAAAUUGGCAAUGUUAUCAAUAUAUAAGAUGAAAACGAAUAAGGAUAAAUAUAUGUUACAAAUAAAACUCCUAAUUCAGAUAAUAACUUUAAAAACUAAUCAGAAAGUGUAAUCAAGCAAAAGUUAGAUAAAUUUUUAGAUUAAGAUUUAGAUUAUGAUGAAAGUCCUUAAUCUCCAACAAGCGAAUCAGCUGCUUGCUACUUUGUCUUUUCUAAAAAGAAGAAAAAAAGUAGUAAAAAGGUGAAUGAUUAGGAUACUGGUUAGAAUAAACGAGCCUAAAGCUAACAAAGCCAAGUCGUUACAACUAUUCUAAAAGAGUUUAACUCUUCCCCUCAAUAAAAUCACUUAAAAAUGAAUAAAACAUAAAAAAUUAGCUUUAAAUACUAAAAUUCUUUUUAAUCUGUAAAUUAAGCAUAUCCUAUAAUAAGGGACUUUGAUUAAAUGAAUUCUAAAGGCUAGCAAGCUUAGUAAUAAUAAUUAUAAGCAUAAGAAAAAAUUGAAGAAUCAGAACAAAACAAAUAAAACUAAAAAAGAGAAUCUGCAGAAGUUUCAAGCUGCUCUUCAACUAAUUCAUAAAAUAAUUAAAAUUUAUAACAAUAAAAUCAAAAAAAUAAUAAUAAAUAUUAAAUGAGCCAAACUUAAGCUAACAAUCUAAAUGGAAACAAUUUUAAUUACAAUGAGAUUUUUGUGGCAUAGUAAUAAAAUUAAUCAAAUAGGCUUCCUUAAAUAAACUAAUCAAACAACAAUAUUAGCAAAUUAAAUUAUUUUCAAUAAAAUGGUAACGAAAUUAAAAUAUUAUAAUAAAAUGAAGAAGAGAUUUAGAAAAGUAGAAUGCGAAAUUAUCAAAAUUAACCUUAUAUAAAGAAAACACAAGAUUAUUCUAACAUGUUGGCUAAUAACCCAAAUUAAAAUUUAUAAAAAGAAUACUCUUUAGUUAAUAACUAAUUUAGCAAUAAUAAUAUAACCAAUAGCUAAUUUUCGAGUUAAUUAUAAUAAUUAACAUAUUAAUCUAAUAAAAAUGGUUUGUAUAAUAAUAUUAAUUAUUAAUAUUAGCAACCAGAAGACCAAAUGAAGAUAAAUUAUCCAUAAAAUUUGAAUGUUAUGACAGAUAAAUUUAAGAAUUUGCUUUUAUAGAAAAUAAACAAAAUAAAAGGAGAAAAAUAGUAAUAAGCUACUGAAUAAAAUGGAAAUAAUCAAAAUGGAGUUAUGGGUGGAACAAAUGGAAUUCCUCUUAAGAUUUUACAAUAGACUCAGAUGUAAAAUUCUAUUUUAUAAUAACCUUAAAAUGCAUAAGCAUUUUCAGUUUCUUAGUCUAAAAUAUUGUAAAAGUAUCCAAAUAAUAUUAAUUAAUAAAACACAAAUUCUAUAUCGUCUACAUAACCUUCUAGAAUAAAUAAUUUUAGUUAAUAAUAAGCUAUUUAAAAUUAAGAUAACUCAAAAUCUAGACCACCAAGUAAUAACUAAUUAGAUUCAGAUAUGAAAUAGUUAAAUUAAAUAUCUAAUACAGUGCCUAUAAGAAAAACUAAAAAUAUUAGCUUUUCUGUGGAUAAUUAGGGUUAGACCUUUAUGCAAAACAAUUAAAAUAAAGUAAACAAUUAAAAGAUUGCUUAACAAAUAAAUACAAUAAAUAGCAAUAAUGUUAAUCAGCUCAUAACAAACCAAGAACAAAUAUAGUAAUUGGUUAUUCAACCAAAAAAUAGCUCUAAAGAUAUUUUUAUUUCAACCUAAAGUAGAUAAAAAUAUUAAUAAAAUUCUUUUUCUAACACUUCUAAAAAAAUGAAUCCUCAAAAAAAUUAUUCUGCUAUUUAAAAUUAACAGACCAUUUAAGCUGUUUAACAGCUAGUAAUGAAUGUAAAUUUUACAAAUAAUACCUAAAACACACAGCUUAAAGCUGGUUAGAAUGCCCUUUAAAAUUUAAUUGGAUAAUCAAAUAUGAAUAUCUAAAAAACAAACAACUGCUUUAAUAUGAAACUGCUUAAAGUUCAAGGAAACACAAUAAAUAAUGAUAAAAAGCAGGAAGGAUUAGUAGAAAAAGGUUUUAAAAGCAUUUAAUAAGACAUAAAUAAAUAAUUCACAACAAGUUUAGUUACAUAAUUACAACCUUUCUUUUAACAACAUCUGAUAUAAUAAUAAAAAUGA